This is a messenger RNA of Podarcis lilfordi (Lilford's wall lizard), 9589 nucleotides long. NCBI's taxonomy places the organism in Eukaryota, Metazoa, Chordata, Lepidosauria, Squamata, Lacertidae. The record is from the annotation of a GenBank genome assembly.
UUAAAGCUCCAGAAGCCUCAGAGAUGUAACAGCAGAGUCGAAUGUUAAAUCAGUUCUGCUUAGACACACAAGAGAGGAAUGGAAAAAUCAGGUAUGGUGAAAAGCCAAAAUGUUUUAGAAUUGUUGAUCACCUGUGUGCAAAAGUCAUGGAUAAGAGCUUAGCCCUUCCUCUUUAAGUUUGUGGUUGGGCUCUUUUAUUUUUAGGGUACUGCAAUCUCAUUUAUUAGCAACCUAGUCUUGUUUUCCAUUGGAUUAUUUAAAAAGUGCUUUUUCUUUCUUCUGCAUUACUUUGAUUGUUUGGUAAUUCUACAAGCAUCCUUUAGUAGGAGUGAGUAGCUGAAUGCUUUUCCUUUCUCAGCAGAAAGCUAAAGUUGCUAGCUCUACGGAUGAACCCAAUGCAUAUAAUCUUAAAUGGUACUGUGAUUUAAAUGUAGCUACCAUGCUGUAAAAAUUAAGUUUGAAAAUGUAGCCAAUGUAAGCACAGUACAGUAUGUACCUUUAAGGAGAAUUGAGCAUCAAAAUUCUGUUUUACAUUGCUUUUGUUUAUCGAUUAAUAAUAGAACUUGAAACUGUGAACAGAUUUCUCUUUUAGUUUCAAUAGCAAGUAAGACAGAAAUUUGGCAUUUAAUAUUUACUGACACUUUCUGUACUGUUUUUUGUACCCCUCCCCGAGUGGAGAUAAACUUAGAUGAAAGUUGCAGACUAAAACAUGAUGCUCUGUUGUAUCUUUGUCUUUAUAGCAUUCACUUGAGCCCCUUGCCCAGCAGCAGAUGACAUGCUGGGGCUCUUCUGUUCCCCUGGCCAGCUGUGUAUAAUAAUAAUAAUAAUAAUAAUAAUAUAUUAUUUAUACCCCGCCCAUCUGCCUGAGUUUCCCCAGCCACUCUGGGCGGCUCCCAAUCGAGUGUUAAAAACAAUACAGCAUUAAACUUCCCUAAACAGGGCUGCCUUCAGAUGUCUUUUAAAGAUAGGAUAGCUGCUUAUUUCCUUCAUAUCUGAAGGGAGGGUGUUCCACAAGGCUGGCACCACUACCGAGAAGGCCCUCUGCCUGGUUCCCUGUAACCUCACUUCUUGCAAUGAGGGAACUGCCAGAAGGCCCUCGGUGCUGGAUCUCAGUGUCCGGGCUGAAUGAUGGGGGUGGAGACACUCCUUCAGGUAUACAGGAUAGAGAGGGGUGUGGCGGUGGUGAGGUUGAUGCAGUGCAAACACAGCAAUGGAGCCAGUACAGUGCUCCUGCUGCCUCAUUUGCAAUGUGCCAACCUUGCCACCACCAACCCUCCCCCUCUCCAUCCUGGUACGCUGCAGCAACUGCGUUGGAGGGAAGUGAGCGAUGCAGCCUCCCCACACCAUCCAAUACUGUCCUUGCUGCUACUAAACGUUCAUCAGGAAGACAGGAUCAUUUUUGUUGCAACAAGCAUCCCCUCCCCACCUAGGCUUAUUUUUGUGGUUGGCAUCCAUUUGUCUUGGGAGACAAUGGAGGAGUGUGCCUUUGGGGGUGAAGUCAAACCAUUGGAGAGCCACAGCGCUUGCUGUGCUUGCUGUGGCUCUAGAGACUGAUGCAGGAGAGACAUGUUUCUUUGCAGCUGGGGCAAAUGAAGGCGUCCAGUUGUGCUGCUGCAGAUGCACCAUGGAAUUUCUUCUCUGCGCUCCUCCCAGUGGUCAUUCCUGCUCUGGUCACUGCUGUGGAUACGUGGCCUACUUGUUGCAAUCAUACCUCCUUAAAAAAAAUAAAAAUCAUUUAUUUGGUUUUUCAGAUUAACAUUUUACAUUCACAUCUCCAUCAUACAACAGAAAAACAAGAUUCCAAGGAAUCUCUUGGACUUCCCUCUUCCCCUUUGUGGGUCCUAUUGUAAAUCAUUUCCUCCUGCAUCUUUUAUAAUAAUCCAAAUCUUUUAUCUCUACAUUGUAUCCAAACUUCACCAUUAAACUACAAGUGAUAUUCCAAUCGUACUAGCAAUUAGCUUACAAUGGUCUUUAAGAUAAGUUAUAAAUUUCCCCCAUUACUUACUAAAAUUUUGGUUUUCCUAAUUUCUGACUCUUCUGGUCAUUUUAGCCCUUUUGGCACAGUCCAUUAAAUUUAUCUGCCAUUCUUCUUUGAUAGGAACUUUAUCUUCUUUCCAUCUCUGGGCCAAUAAUAUCCGCGCAGCCGUGGUCGCAUACAUAAAUACUAUUUUCUGCUCCCUUGGGAUUUCGGCACCUAGGAUUCCUAAAAGGAAAGCUUCAGGUUUUGUUGCAAUCAUACCUCCUGUUACCUGGGAGUAAGCACCACCAGUUUCAAUGGGUUUACUUCCAAAUGGGCAUGUAUAGGCGUGCACUGUAACUUGGUAGUUUUUAUGACCGUUUUAAUUAUUAUGUUUUUGUACUGAAGUUUUGUUAACUGAAAGAGAGAAUGCACAAAUGUCAUCUCUGGAAUGAAGAAACCAAUGAACUCAUUUUAUGUAUUACCCCAGAGGGAGUGGCUUCUGGGGAUAUUUAUUCUGGCAACCUGCACUGAUGUCUGCCCCAUUUAUUUGUGUGCCAUUGGCAGGCCUUCAUGCCUUUAACGAUUCCCCUGAAACAGUAUCUCUCCCAGCCAGCUGCUCAUUGCCUCAUGACAUAUGGUGGGUGUUUCAAUGUCUCUGACUCUUCCCCUUUCAUUGUCUUCUUUCAGCUAAAUUGGAUCUCGGUUAAAGAGCAUGUUUUACGGCUUUGCUCUCUUAGAACUCUUCUGAAGGCAGCCCUGUUUAGGGAAGCUUUUAAUGUCUGAUGCAUUACUGUAUUUUAAUAUUUUGUUGGAAGCCGCCCAGAGUGGCUGGGGAGGCCCGGCCAAAUGGGCGGGGUAUAAAUAAUAAAUCAUUUUUAUUGUUAUUUUUAUUAUCAUUAUUCUGCAGUUUUCCACCACCCUGUUAAGGAAUAUUAAGUUAAUAACACUUUUUAUUAUAUAUAUAUAUAUAUAUAUAUAUAUGAGCACAAAUUAAUGCUAUGGUGAUGAGCCGUGUACGUAAGGUUUGCAUAUUGCAAAAAUGUCUGCGAAGUGCAUUGCAUUUCUGGGUGCUCUGUGCACCCUCAAGCAGUAGGAUCCUUCGCAAUGAUGCAGAGGUAACCCAAGUUUAGCCUGUGUUGCAACAGUGUCCAAAAUAGUACCAUUACACUGUGUCAUGCAUUCUUGUGAUGAAAUUGUUUGCUUAAUGAAGAACACAAGACUGCCAAGAGGGAGUACUGUUGUACCAGUCCCAGAGCUUCCUUCCUUCCUUCCUUCCUUCCUUCCUUCCUUCCUUCCUUCCUAAAAUAAAUAUCAAGCCCUCGUAGAAUGAAAGUUAUGAAACAACAUGUUCAGGCAACAUUCAGAGCAAUUGAUUUCUGAAAUAUUAGUCUGUUCCUUCUUUCGUUGUAUUUAACCAGAGUUGUGAUUGCUUCUGGAAUUCCCUUCUCCAAAUAACAGAGAAGGGAUUUCCCGGUUAAUUUUGGGGCUUUCCUUGCUACGUGUGACUCUAAUUUUUCUCUAGAUUCAAACCAUGUGGUACUGCCAGAUGAAGCUUAGUCUGAGGCAAGACCUGAUAACAUUAACCUUGAGUUCUUUGCAUGGUUUAGGGUUGAUGGGACCCUUGUACCUUUAACAGCUUUGUGGCACACAGACAUUCAACUGUGUAAGUUUGAUUAAAAAAUAAUAAUCAGAGAUGGAGGAUUUCUAAAGGAGCUGGGCAGCCACCUGAGACACCUGACAGGGCAGCCAUUCAGACUGGAUAUGUGAAAAUUCCAGGCAAAUAACACAGUACCAAUAAGUCUGCAGUGACCUCAUGCCAGAGGAAAUCAGUUUCAGCUGCAGUGCUGAAAAGCACUGUCUCUCAGCCUAACCUACAGGGUUAUCGCAAGGAUAAAGCAGAAAGGAAAAAAAGUACAUCACCUUGAACUCACGGGGGUGGAUGGGAUAGAUGUGUAAUACACUAAUAAAUACACAAGGAGACCUGUGGAGUGAGACUUUUUAAAUCGGCAACGAUUGAAUUGAUGUUUUAUUUUAUUAUUGCUUAUACAGCUAGACGUAGUUGGGGCUGUUAUGGGCGGGGAACAGGGGAGAACAAUAAUUAUUGGGUAUUUGUUCCUACAUUCAAAACGAAUAAAAUAAAAGGUAAAUAAAUUGGCAGUCCUUUCAGUGGGCAAAAAGUGAAAUCUCUUCACUGUACAUAGUAAUGACUGUGGCUUAUAUCACCCUCCUCUUUUAGCAACCAAACUAAGCUUCUGUUUUGCCCACUAUUAGCAAGCAACAUGUCCGGUACAAAAAUGGCGUCAAAAGGUGAUUAUAUAGUCCCCAAGCUCAUUGUUUUUAAUUGUUAGUUGUGAGGUGGUUUUAAAAGUGUGGCUUUAAUCAAGGUUCAUAUAUUUACUUUGUAAAAUUUAUACACUGCUUGGUUGUAAAAAAACAAAAAACCAUCAAAGCGGUUUACAGAAGUAAAAUUAUAGGUGAAAACGGUUAAAAACAACCAUUUAGAAGAUUAAGAUGAGCAGCAAACCAAAAACAACAUUCAUCACCAUUCCACAUAUCUAUAUAUGCUGUUUAUAUGCUGUUUUAAUUUGUUAUACUAGUAUGUGUGUCCCACCCUGGGGCCAUACAGCGAAGGAGAGGUUAUAAGUAUUUGUAACAAUAAGUAAGUAGAUCCUUUUGGUUUCAGUAGGAGAAAUGUAAGCAAGUGCUUCCUCCGUGUUAGGAAACUGAGUGGAUCAUAAAGAGUUUGGGUUUGUGGGGACUUGGAUCAGAGCCAGCGCCAGACUACUGAUACUCGCCCAAUGAAGCUGUGUAGCAUUCUUCCCCUGGCCCUCCUGCUCGUGCUAUGGUUUCCUUGAAAAACUCCUCCCUGCCAGGCCCCAAGGUAGUCAUUUUAGCAAUGGGCAGGUGGAGACGCCACCACUCAAUGUGAGCCAAAGUUAGCUCCCUUUUGCAAUGGCAGCAUCUUAACUUACCCCAAAUGAAAGUCUAUGGACUAAGGGUCAAUGGAAUCAACAGCUUUCAUGGAUCUACCGUAUUUUUCGCUACAUAAGACGACCUGGCCAUAAGACACACCUAGUUUAUAGAGGAGGAAAACAAGAGAAAAAAAAUUCUGAAUGAAACAGUGGGUGUAUGAUUUUUGUGGUUCAUGCUGUGGCCAAAGAUAUGUGAUCUGAUUGUGAAUUUGGGGUGACCCAAUGUAAAAAUCCUGAGGAUCCAUGGGCUUUUACCUCCCCCCUUCCAGGCAGCCUCCGCUAGCGUCCCUUAUCUCUCUUCCGAUCCCACCGAUCAGAUGUUUUCUUUCAAUACUCCCUUCCUUCUUGUUUGCCUUAGUGUAGUGACUUUUCCUUAGCUGGAGCAGUUUUUUGCUCCUCCUUUUCUUCUAAUUUCUCUCCUUAUUGCUUUAGUCUUCCUGUUUCCCCCUUUUGCAAGUUUGCUGUCUUUACCUCCCACCUCCCUGGCAGCCUCCUUUAUCUCUAGCAUCCCUUAUCUCUCUCCCGGAUCGGCAAAUGAUCAGCGACUUUGUUUCAACACCCACUUCCCUCUCUCAAAAAAAAAAAAAAAAAGAGAGAGAGAGAGAGAGCCUGAUCUGCUUUUUGCCCCUGGGCAAUUUGGCUCCAGGGACCACGCAUUUGCUCCAUAAGAGGAACAGACAUUUCCCCUUACUUUUUAGGAAAGAAAAAAUUGUGUCUUUUGGAGCGAAAAAUACGGUAUAUGGCAGGGCAUUGCAGUUCGGAUGCCUUAACCAUCAUGGUGGAUGGGAUGAAUGCUUGGCUCCCAAUGUGGUACUUCCGUCUGCUAAGGCAGAGAGCAGUGAUUGGUGGCACAGCAGAGUUGAGCCACAGUGAAACUCUAAUUCCCUGGGACCUUUGGACAGUUCCUGAACUGACUGACUGCUGGUGGCAGGCCUGACUGGGCUGGCUGGCUGGGAGAGGUAUCCUUUUCUAAACCUUUGAUGGGUUCCCAGUCUCUGGAAUCAAAAUAUUCCUCUUAAAGACCUUCAUACGUUAUGUCUCCAGCCACAAUGUGAAUAAAACCUUUAUUUUCUUUCUUCAGAGACAAUCCCGUAUUCCACUUAUGUUGUACCAGCCCUCCUCUUGCUUGGAUGGCUUGCAGGGUGUGUAUUAAUGGUUUGGUUUGUCUUCUCUUAAAAGAGGGUAAGUAUGUCCUCCCCCGCGUGUAGCAGAGAAGUGUUUUCAUGUCAUCGCAAUAAUUUAUUAACUUCUGUUUCUGUUCUGCAGGAAAGAAGCCUUUGCAAAAGAACUUCGGGAAUUGGAGGAAGAAAUGCCUAUUUCUUGUUUAAAUAUACUGUGCAAACUACUGUAUGUUACAAUGAUGACAUGACAUAUACUCUUCGUCUGCAAAGUGCUUAAUGCAGAACUAAUAACCAAAGCAAUUUUGUAGCCUUUAAGAAACUUUUGUAUUAAAACUGAAUUGCAUGUUUAGGGUUAGAAUGCUGUUUGUUCAUCUCUUGCUACCAACUUCAUUUUUCAAUGUGUGUAUUUCAAUGUGUGUAUUCAAAGGCAAUAUAAAAAUUCUUCCUUUGCCCUGGUUAUGGUUGGAAAAGUGGGGUUAAGUGUUGGCGCUCUAUACCUCUGAACAACUCGUCACCCUAUCAUUAUAAUUUUUUUUCAGUUAUUCUACACAACUGAGGUAUAACUCUACCCAGUCAGUAGAGCAUGGGGCUCUUAAUCUCAGGAUCGGGAGUUUGAGCCCCACAUGGGGUGAAAGAUUCCUGAAUUGCACGAGGUUGGACUAGUUGACCCUUGUGGUCCCUUCCAGCUGUUUUAUGAUUCUGAUUCCGUAUCCUAAGAUUUGCUUCUGGUGCACGUGGGGGAACCUGUGGUCCUCCAGAUGCUUCUCAGCUACAAUGCUCUUGCCGUUGUGGUGUAGUGGUUAAGAGCGGUAGAUUCGUAAUCUGGGGAACCGGGUUCGCGUCUCCGCUCCUCCACAUGCAGCUGCUGGGUGACCUUGGGCUAGUCACACUUCUCUGAAGUCUCUCAGCCCCACUCACCUCACAGAGUGUUUGUUGUGGGGGAGGAAGGGAAAGGAGAAUGUUAGCCGCUUUGAGACUCCUUCGGGUAGUGAUAAAGCGGAAUAUCAAAUCCAAACUCCUCCUCCUCCUCCUCUUCUUCUUCUUUCCUGGCUGAGGUUGAUGGAACUGGAGUCGAACAAUAUCUGGAAGGCCACAUGUUUCUGGACACUUUAGCUGUGUUCAAACAUAGUUCUAGGAAACAGAGCUAUUUAAAGUGCGGAAGCCUGAUCUUUAAAAUAUGACAGAGGAUUCUGGGGGCACAGGUGUGCAUGACUAGGUGGGAAGGGUAAUAUAAUUUGGAAUACAUUUAACUAGAUUUGGUUUUUGUGAAUUAAAGGCUAACCAGAAGAAUGAAUUUUAGGCAGAUUGGUAAGAGAGCUAAUUCCCAGUGCCCUUUGUUUCAAUUGAACUUCUACCAUAUAGUGGUACCUCAGGUUACAUACGCUUCAGGUUACAGACUCUGCUAACCCAGAAAUAGUGCUUCAGGUUAAGAACUUUGCUUCAGGAUGAGAACAGAAAUCGGGCUCUGGCGGCGUGGCAGCAACUGGAGGCCCCAUUUGCUAAAGUGGUGCUUCAGGUUAAGAACAGUUUCAGGUUAAGUACGGACCUCCGGAACGAAUUAAGUACUUAACCUGAGGUACCACUGUAUUCCUAUGGUGUAGACUGGGAAAUCCUUAAACACACCCACACUAAUGCCAUGGACAGGACAAGACUUCCAAUCAAUAGUCAUGACUCCACCCCACAGAAACCCCUUGCUCUUAAACUUUAGGCUCAUUGCCCAGGAAGACUAUUUUUCUCCCAACAGGACUCCCACUAUCUGGUGUUUUUGAGGAGUGCUGCCCACCUGCUGUGUUGCAGUGCAUGGAGUGGAAUAAUCAUGGAGAGAGGCUUUUCAUGCCAGCCUAAUCACUUGUUCCAUCUCAUUGUUUUUCUUUCCUUUUGUUUCAAUAGCCCUCUGUGUAAAAUACAGUCUGAAAUCAGAGUCCUGUAGUGAUUUCAUGCUCCUUAUUGCAGCUUGUAAAACAGUGAUUGAAUUGCCCCCCCAAACCUCAGGCUUUUAUAUACAUUAUUUACACAAUGCGUCCCAUCUGAUUGGCUGAUUCUUCUUCCCUCCUAUAGCCUGAUUGGUCUUUUCCUGCAGGCCAAUCAGUUGUUUCAUUCUACGCUCCUACCAGCCUAAUAGGCCGAUUAACUUCUUCCUGGAGCCUGAUUGGUCUUCUCCUGCAAGCCAAUCACUUCUUGCAUUCUAGGAUCCUACUUGCCUAUUGUUCUAGGAUCCAAGGUUAGUACAUAACAUGCACCUAGCACAGUCUAGCCUAAUUAACAGUAGUAAGUUCCAAUGUACUUUCUCUGGUCACAGGACUGAAUUGCAGUUUAAGACUCCAAAACACGUCCUGCACUCUUUCUUGAGACUGUUGAAAAUUGCAGGCUUGCUGAGAUUCUUCCAUUGUGACUAUUUCACUUAACAGCCAGCCUGAAGAAGAGUGCUGGAGGACUCAAACGUUUGCUCGGUGUUCCAAGACAUUUUAGUUGGCUCCAAUAAAGAUAUGACACUAGCAUGGCUAUUUCACACCUGCCAACAUUCUUCAGAUGACAAUCAGGAUGCACAUCUCUUGGUGCUGCACUGCUGCAUGAGCCAGUGCCUGAUGGGAGCCAUGACAUUCCUUCCCUGGAAGCUGAAGGCAGAGGAGGAGAACUGAAGGAAAUGCCGCCUAGGACUCUGGUUCCUGGAAGCCACUGCACAUCAAGGUGCUGGUGGGUUGGCGGCUACUUCCGCUGUGGCUGCUUCUGGAAAUCAUAGUUUCUUCCUCCCCGCUCUUUUGCUGAGGAAGGUGAAAGGGCUUCUGUAAUUCUGGGACCAUCCCAGGAAAAUCAGGACACUGGAAGGGUAUGAUAUAUUAACUAGAGACAGCAGGAAUUCAGUCUGGGACUUUCUGCAGGCCAGUAAUGUGUUUUACCACUGAAUUAUGGCCCCCUUUUUUAACAAGCUUUCUUAAAUUAAGACAAUUGGACCUUCUGAUCCAGUGCUGUGGCAAGGAUAACGAGUGGGGUGCCCUCCAGAUGCUGUUAGACUACAACUCCCAUCAUCCAUGACCAUAGCCCAGGGUGGCUGAGGCGAAUGGGCAUUGAAGUCCAACAACAUUUGGAGGGCACCUAAAGGGCAUAAGACAGGCAUGUCAAAAGUCAGUUUUGGGGGCCUAAUCUGGGCCAUCCAUUGGUUUAAUCCAGCCCCUGUGGGUAAAAUUGUAAAAAAAAAAGCUCAAUUUGGAUGGCCCUCACACAUGUUCACUUCAUCAAAUCUGGCCCUCUUUGAAAAAAGUUUGGAAACGCCUGGCAUAAGAGGAGCCCGCUGGAUCAGACAGUGGCCCAUCUAGUCCAAUAUCUCAUACUGGUCAACCAGAUGAAUGUGGGAGACCCUCAAGCAAAAAGCACGUACAAGAAAUUCUCUCCUCCUGCAGUUUCCAUCACUGCCUCCAUGGUGUCUACCAUUAAUCUAUGGUGACCACCAUCUGCUUUUUCUAUUGAUUUAUAGCCCAUCCCUACACAUUCUCGGGAGGCGGGUGGUGCUGUGGCCUAAACCUAGGGCGAGCCUAGGG